Trichoderma asperellum CBS 433.97 is the source of this 564-nucleotide messenger RNA. NCBI's taxonomy places the organism in Eukaryota, Fungi, Ascomycota, Sordariomycetes, Hypocreales, Hypocreaceae. The record is from RefSeq and is a predicted model, not a curated record.
AUGGAAUAUCGUCACUCUGAUAAGAUGCCUGUCUCAAGUGCAGAUUAUUUCACCGGCAACAAUAUAACCAUGGCGGCACUGGAGGAUUCGGAUAUCCCCCGGCUUGACUCUGAAAAAUCCAUGGUCACUUCGGGUCCCCCUCAUGCAGCGACUCCUGGAUCUCAAAGCUGCAUGCAUCAAACUUCGAAUGACCAAACGCAUUGCCCAAAAUGCAAUACAUUCGCCUUCCUCGAUCAAUUGCUGCCCAAUGCUGGCGGUACUGGCAUAGACGACAACUUCAAUGUUUUCAACAACUACACAUCAACUGAUGACAUAAAAUGGAUGCUUAUGGGAAUAUCGUCCCGUCUCGAUGCCUUAGAGACUGCAGUUUCCACUGGAAAUAGCCGGAUGGAUCAACUAAGCUCUCAUAUCAUAUCUUUGCUAGGUAAUAUUCCAAGCAAAGAAGAAUUCAUCCACGCCAUUGGCGAUUUAAAGAAAAAUAUGAAGGGGUUCACUAAAGCACUACUGAUUCAACUUUUUGGCUGCCAUGUUCUGGGUGAGGUGGACACAGGAGACAAUCCAUAG